This is a messenger RNA of Periophthalmus magnuspinnatus, 2544 nucleotides long. It is a transcript of the gene tm4sf1, whose product is annotated as transmembrane 4 L six family member 18. The record is from RefSeq and is a predicted model, not a curated record. Gene Ontology annotation, cellular component: membrane. The transcript is spliced from 4 exons. Lineage: Eukaryota; Metazoa; Chordata; Actinopteri; Gobiiformes; Gobiidae. The coding region runs from base 59 to 649 and encodes 196 amino acids.
CAGCUGCUUGGAUCCACUCUACCCCAGGACGUUGUUGGACGUAGUAGCCCCCCCAAAGAUGUGCUGCUCGGUGGGAUUCGCGCGGUCCCUAGGCAUGGCCCUGGUGCCCCUGUCGUUAUGUUCCAUCGUGGCCAAUCUGCUCCUGUUGUUUCCGAUGGGGGAGAUCAGAUACUUGCAGGAAGAUCGACUGGCCCAGUUCAUCUGGUACUUUGGAGGACUUGGUGGAGGAGGAGUGUUGAUGCUGGUUCCCGCUGUCGUCUUCAUCACUUUGGGGAAAUGUGGCUGCUGCUGGAACGAGAGCCUCAUGAUGUGUGGCUCUGUGAUGGCGGCUGUGGUCGGUCUCCUCGGCUCCAGUUACUCCUUUGUGAUCUCGGGAUUCGCUCUGCUCCAGGGCCCCCGGUGCUUCACCGCGUUUGGAUGGAUCUACCCCUUCGACGACCAGACCGGGAGGUACCUUCUGGAGCCGGAGACGUGGUCGCGUUGUCUCCAGCCGCUGAACAUCGUGGAGUGGAACGUCACUCUGCUCUGCGUGCUCUUGGGCCUGUCCGUGUUGGAGUUCAUCAUCUGUCUGUGUCAGGUCGGCAGCGGUUUGGUGAACGCCGUGUGCCGACCCUGCUGCUACAAACAGGAGUACAGCCUCAACGCGUAGAAAUACAACUGACCUAAAACGGUAGUAUUUUAUGAAUGAAUGUCACUGUGUCUAGGGCUGGGCUGGACUCUGGUCAUGGGAGAGCAGUGCCACCUGUGUUCGGGGGGUGUAAUUGUUAAAAUGGCGGUUUAAACAGUUGCGAUUGGCUCGUGUGCACAACGUUAGCCGCGUAGCUCCAAUCAGACGGACGGUCAGCGUGUGUAAUGUGCGUGUAAUGAAUAUCCAGACAGAUCAGGCAGUGGACAGAGAGAUAAUCUACACCUAAAAAUAACUGCAUCAUCUUUAAUUUUGUUGCUUUGUCACAUUUAACAUUUUAUACAAGUUAGCAUUAGCAUUAGCAUCGACUAGUUUCCUUCUUUCCACUCCUUUUUGAGCUUGUAUACGAACAAAUCUGUGAGAUGUGCUCUGGUUGUGCCUGAUACGUGUGCUCGAAAUGAAUAGAUAAAUUAAAUUAAAAUGAAAAAUUACUCGGAAAUGGUCAAGCUAACUGUCUCUCUGACUGGAACUAGCCGCUACCGUUGUGCACAGAGCUAAGUAUCCAGCCGAAAUUUGACUUGUAUCAGUUUUUAGUUUCAGUUUUGUAUCAGGUAUUGUUUUUUUAUUACCUUUUCUACAAUCAUAAAACAAAAAAAAAACAAUUCGUAUAGCAUCAUAAACAUAUUGGUCGCUGUGGGCCGCAGUUUGGUGAUCGUCACAGUUGAUUUUUGACCGAGCCUUUUUACUUUUAAUAAGGCUUGAAACAUUAUUGAGGUUAUAGUGGUAGAAAUUAUUAAAUCUGUUGUUAAAAGUGCUGCUUAUGAUCAUUUGGCCAAUUCAGCAGGAAGCUUGCGGGCCAAAAAAUGUUUAAAAAUGGGCCGCAUUUUGCCCCUGGGCCAUACUUUGGACGCCCCCGUCUUACAUUCAGAUACAUACAAGAGAAAAAGUGUUAUUCCAGUUGUUGGUUGGCUGUUUUUUCUUUGCCAUGUCCAUUAUUGUAUUGUAAUUUUACCAGCUGAUUAGAGCCGACGCAAAAAGACGAGAAACGACCUGAGAGUUCACAGUUGUCAACAAUCUUGUACAUAGUAAAUCCUGAUUAUCUUUAAAUCCAAAAGGACUCAUUAUAACACGUGAAAAGUGUUCCUGGUAUUAAACUCAUCUGUGCCUGUUUUUCAUUUAUAGCUAUUUGUUCUUUGGUGUUGUACAGUAGAAAAGUGACGUAAAUGUUGAAUUCUACAUUGUAAGGUUUAAAUUAAAGCGCCUAUAUUACACAAAACUGACUCUUAUGAGCUUUAAAUCAUGUUAUAAUGCUGUUACUUCCUCAAAAACAUACCCAGACUUGUGUUUUGUUUCGUAAUAACUCUUUAUUAAUAGUCUGUCUACAUUUCCAAAGCUCAAAACGCUGUUGCACCUUGUGAUGUCAUGAAGUGGUAGUUUUCACAUUAACAGCUACGUUUUACCUGUAGAAGUUCAGUAGAGAUCGGAAAUUCCAGGGUUGAAAUGAUCCAAAUGAUUCUAGAAAUGAAGGUGUGUGGAGUUUAAAACACAGUGGAGCACUUCCUGUAUUACCACAUGAUGACAUCACAAGGUGGAACAGAGUGUUUUCUGUCUGAGAAGAGCCUAAAUUCACAGGGUUUAUGUGUUUUUCAAUGUGUGAAUGACACAAAACACAACUCCAGGUCUGUUUUUGAUUAGAAAACAACAUUAUAACGGAUCAGAAAAUAGUGUAAUACGGGCCCUUUAACUUUUCCCACUGUAAAUCCAGAUUACAUAUUGUUUUACAUUUAUUUGUUUGUUUUUGGGUUUUGUUUUUUGUUUUUUUUUCUUCGAAUUUAGACUUUUUAUAUAUUGUAGGAAAAUACUGUAUUUUUAUAAUGUCCAUUUGUGUUGAAGUGAAUUAAAAACAUUUUAUUUCUUUG